AUGGCUCUUCAGGGUCUUGGAACAUAUCUGUGUUUCGCUCCAAAGUUUGAAACCAACUACGAUACAACUGAUUAUUCUUUCAUCAUGGGUAGCGUGGACAUGUCCCUCAUCAAAGAUGAAAAUGAUCAAAUGGCUGAGCAGAUUAGAGUGUCGAGCGUCUGGUCUGGUCCUGGGCCUGCAGCUUAUGACUUCCGGACAGACACCAUCACGACACCAACUUUUUCCAUGCUGCAAGCGAUCGCGCAAACAACGUUGAUGGAUGAUUGCUACCAAGAAGAUCCAACAACGACGGAAUUUGAGAAGUUCAUGGCUGAGUUAACAGGCAAGGAGGACAGCCUCCUGGUCAUGUCGGGAACGAUGGGAAAUCAGAUCGCUCUCCGCUCGCUUUUGACGCAACCACCUCACGCAAUUCUCUGCCAUCAUCGAUCUCACAUCCUCACUUCGGAGGCUGGUGGCUGCUCAUCUUUAUCUCAGGCGCACAUGCAACCGUGUAUUCCGGCCAAAGGACAGUACCUGACCUUAGAGGAUAUCAAGCAAACUGCAGUCAUCAGUAACAAUAUACAUGUCUCUCCGACCCGCGUCAUCUCGCUGGAGAAUACCCUGGGUGGUGUCAUAACUCCGCUGGAGGAGAUCUGCCGGAUAUCCGCGUUUGCUCGCUCCAACGGUAUCAAGAUGCACCUAGACGGUGCAAGACUUUGGGAGGUAGUAGCCGCUGGAGCUGGUUCCUUGACCGACUUUUUAGAAUGCUUCGAUACCGCGCAAAUAUGCUUCUCCAAGGGCCUGGCCGCUCCCAUAGGGAGCAUUAUCGUUGGUCCGAAAGAGAUACUCGAUCACUGUAGAUGGGUGAGGAAGAGCAUCGGCGGAGGCAUCCGACAAGCCGGGAUCAUUUGCGCGGCUGCCCGCGUUGCGGUGGAAGAGAAUUUCGGCAAGGGCCCCAAUGGCGAAGGCGGCCGGUUGCGAGAAACGCACAAGAAGGCCAAGACCAUUGAGGAUAUGUGGCUCAGUCGCGGCGGCACGGUCAGUCGACCAGUUGAAACAAACAUGGUCUGGUUAGAUUUGUCGUAUAGCGGUAUCACAGCGGACGAGCUCAUCCGUGUGGGCAAGGAGGAAGGAGUUAAAUUGAUGAGUGGAAGGAUAGUCGUCCACUAUCAAAUUGCCAAGGGGGCUAUAGUCAGGCUAGAAAAGGUUUUUGAUCGCUUGCUGUCAGUCAAAGAGAAGAGGAACCGUAUAGCUCAAGAGGCACAAUUUGAAUACAGGUAG
Talaromyces stipitatus ATCC 10500 is the source of this 1260-nucleotide messenger RNA. RefSeq names its product L-allo-threonine aldolase, putative. The transcript has 2 exons. Bases 1 to 1260 code for a protein of 419 amino acids. Gene Ontology annotation, cellular component: cytosol. Gene Ontology annotation, molecular function: L-allo-threonine aldolase activity. Lineage: Eukaryota; Fungi; Ascomycota; Eurotiomycetes; Eurotiales; Trichocomaceae. The record is from RefSeq and is a predicted model, not a curated record. Gene Ontology annotation, biological process: L-threonine catabolic process; glycine biosynthetic process.